AGAUCGUCGAGUGAGAACGGAGAUAACGGAAAAUUGUUAGACGGUCGGGGUGUUAGCAGCGGUACUGCAGGACACUCAGCAGCGAUUCGCACAGUGCAGGUAACUUCCGGAUUUCUCGUGUCAGGUGCAUCAAUCAGAAACCUGCGAGAAAUUGAAGAUAGAGUUCAUUGCUGAGGAACGCGACAACCUUGUUCCAACGACAAUGCGAAGCUCAUUGCAAACAAUUCCAUUGGGUGCAAACACGUUGGGAAGAACGGCCCAGCUGACCAUCCUGGAGGGGAGUGGAAAUGUACACAACACUCGGCAGUGCAGACGUUGGCACCCUGGUUCCGUUUUUUUCCUUGGCCUGCUGUUGCUCGCUUGCUUCUGCAACGCGCGACAGGGAAUCGAGGGACGCGGCGCGGCACGUCAUCCCGGGACCAAGGCGGAAUGCGACAGGAGGAGAAAAAAAAAGCUGCUUUAUUCUGACCGCAACGCUCCUGUCCCACCCGCUGAGCCAAGGCACUCCCUCAACAAAGGCUCGCGUAGUGAAGUCUGGGCUCCCUUUUUACGAGCAACCAGCGGCCUGCCCUGCCAUCCGCUCGCCAUCUCGCAACCUGGAACCCGAAACGCGCGCCUCGAGACACCGUUCCGGCCCCGCAAGCAGACUGCCGCCAACAUGGUGUAUGUCCGGCAGGAAUACCUGCCGAAUCUCCGGCAGUACAAGUACUCGGGCGUCGACCACUCGCUCCUGUCACGCUACGUGCUCAAGCCCUUCUACACCAAUGUCGUCAUCAAGUGCUUCCCCAUGAGCAUGGCGCCCAACCUCAUCACGCUGACGGGCUUCAUGUUUGUCGUCGCCAACUUCUUGACGCUGCUGUGGUACAACCCGUCGCUGGAUCAGGACUGUCCCGCAUGGGUCUACUACAGCUGGGCUGUCGGCCUGUUUCUCUACCAGACCUUCGACGCCGUGGACGGGACACAAGCUCGGCGCACACACCAGUCCGGCCCGCUGGGGGAGCUCUUUGAUCACGGCGUCGACGCCCUCAACACCGCGCUCGAGGUCCUCCUCUUCGCCGGCGCCACCAACAUGGGCCAGUCCUGGAAGACCGUCGCGACGCUCUUCGCCAGCUUGCUGACCUUCUACGUCCAGACCUGGGACGAAUACCACACCAAGACCCUCACGCUCGGGGUCAUCAACGGACCCGUCGAGGGCAUCCUCACCAUUGUGGCCAUCUACGCCCUGACAGGCUACCUCGGCGGCGCCUCCUUCUGGAGCCGCAGCAUGCUCCCGACGCUGGGCAUACCGCAGACCGUCGCCGGCGUCACCCUCCCCGCGCCCGUCUACAACCUCUCCUUCACCGGGUGGUACAUGGUGCAGGGCGCGGUGGUGCUGGUGUACAACACGGCGGAGUCGGCGCGCAACGUGAUCCGCGCGCGGCGCGCGCGCGGCGACCGGUCGCGCCACGCGCUCGUGGGGCUGCUGCCCUUCUUCGCGACCUGGGCGCUGAUCGUCGCCUACCUCGCGCUGCAGCCGACCAUCCUGCGGGGACACCUCGUGCCGUUCGCCGUGUUCGCCGGCAUCGUCAACGCCUACUCGGUCGGCCAGAUGAUCACGGCCCACCUGGUCAAGCUGCCGUUCCCCUACUGGAACGUCAUGGUGGUGCCGCUCGCCUGGGGCGUCAUCGACUCGGUCGGCCCGCUGCUGCUGCUGCACAGCCCCGUGCCCUGGCUGGGCUGGCCCUCGGCGCUCGGCGACGGCGUGUACCAGGUCGCCUUCAUGUUCUGCAUGCUCGGCAUGGCCGUCGGCGUCUACGGCAGCUUCGUGGUGGAUGUCAUCGUCACCAUCUGCGACUACCUGGAUAUCUGGUGCUUGACGAUCAAGCAUCCGUGGGUGGAGGGCGAGAAUGGCAGCGCAUCGUUGCAGGUGAAGGGCGCGGCGGAGAAGAAGCAGCAAUAAUGCAAGGGGUCCUGCUCAGGAGGCGGUGGGCCCUCG
Molecule: messenger RNA, 1975 nt
Organism: Thermothielavioides terrestris NRRL 8126
Lineage: Eukaryota; Fungi; Ascomycota; Sordariomycetes; Sordariales; Chaetomiaceae
Exons: 3
Coding region: 659-1939 (426 amino acids)
Biological process (GO): phospholipid biosynthetic process
Cellular component (GO): membrane
Molecular function (GO): phosphotransferase activity, for other substituted phosphate groups
Source: RefSeq, a predicted model, not a curated record